UCUGAAAAAGCGAAGAAGGCAAAAGACAAGCAUCAGUUAACACCCGCUCAUGUCAAUGCUCCUAUAUCAAAGACUGAUCCAGAGAGGAUCAAACUGACUCUGCGACAGCAAAGGCUGUGAUGUUAUGAACUUGAAAGAGAGCUCAAUGAAAUGCGCAAUGAAUUACAGAAAUCAAGCAUUGAAGUAGACCAUGAACUAAGCAAUGACUUCAUUAAACUAUUUGAUUCAGCGGACAAUGAAAUAACUCCCUUUAUGAAUCUUUUCU
This is a messenger RNA of Pocillopora damicornis (cauliflower coral), 265 nucleotides long. RefSeq lists its product as uncharacterized. NCBI's taxonomy places the organism in Eukaryota, Metazoa, Cnidaria, Anthozoa, Scleractinia, Pocilloporidae. The record is from RefSeq and is a predicted model, not a curated record.